AUGCGUGAAGAAAAGGGCAUGCACAAACAGAUGCAAACCAAACUACAAGUUCCAGCUGCAAUUGAAAGUGUAAGUGAACCAGAAGUAGAAGCUGAGUCUCUGGACAACACAGAUGAGGAAGAAGAGGAACCGGAAGAAAUCAAAAAGAGAGGAUCUUCUGAAGACAUAAGAGAAGCUCUACAAAUAAUGUAUGAAUUAAAAGCAAUAAAGAUUACGCUUGAUAAAGUUGUGAAAAAACAGGAGAAAAUGGAUAAGAAACAUCGGACAAAGGAUAACCAUGAAGUUGGCUGGUAUAAACAGACACCGGGAACAGGUCCACAGUUGGUGCUCUAUCACCAUCAUUGGUGGAGUCGCCCAAACUACGGCCCUGGGUUUGGCAGCGACCGUUUCACAUCGACAAUCGACAGCGCCGGCAUCGUUUACCAUCUGAUCAUAAAGAAUGUGGAGAUGAGUGACGCUGCUCUCUAUUACUGCGGAAAGUGGGUUUCAUCGAUCAAUAAUGUCGUGUUCGGCCCAGGGACAAAACUCUUUGUUGCAGUUCAGUACAUCCUGGACCCUUCAGUGAAACUGCUUGGGCCGUCAGCCGAGGAGAUCUCCGCUAAAGAAUCGGGCACCUUAGUUUGCCUGGUCAGUAAAUUGUCGAUGGGCUUCCCUGUCGUCAGCUGGACAGUGAACGGGAGUCCGACGAGCAGUGAGGUGCAAACCAGCGGGGUGACUCAGAACGCGGACAAAACCUUCAGUCUCAGCAGCUACCUGACGGUGCCCGGCGCAGACUGGAGCAGUGGGAAGAGGUACUCCUGCUCAGUUCAACAAGGAGCAGCCUCGACAAUAUCCGCAACAGUCACACAAUCCAGCUGUUAAACAGAGAGCGGCUUCGGCCUUGUUUGUUCCCUGAUUAACAGGAGAUCACCGCUAUGUAUCUUUCACCUCGACCACUCUUACUCGCUCAUCCCUGUACUUCCCUUUUGUUCCGCUCGCUGUAGUUUCCAUUUUGAUGUUGGAAUAUUUGUACCCUGAUUUU
Hypanus sabinus (Atlantic stingray) is the source of this 1021-nucleotide messenger RNA. RefSeq names its product immunoglobulin lambda-1 light chain-like. The transcript is spliced from 3 exons. NCBI's taxonomy places the organism in Eukaryota, Metazoa, Chordata, Chondrichthyes, Myliobatiformes, Dasyatidae. The record is from RefSeq and is a predicted model, not a curated record. The coding region runs from base 1 to 861 and encodes 286 amino acids.